This is a messenger RNA of Capsella rubella, 977 nucleotides long. RefSeq names its product transcription factor JUNGBRUNNEN 1. The transcript has 3 exons. Gene Ontology annotation, biological process: regulation of DNA-templated transcription. Gene Ontology annotation, molecular function: DNA binding. The coding region runs from base 31 to 867 and encodes 278 amino acids. The record is from RefSeq and is a predicted model, not a curated record. Lineage: Eukaryota; Viridiplantae; Streptophyta; Magnoliopsida; Brassicales; Brassicaceae.
UGGUAUUUGAGAGAGAUCGAUGUAGUGAAGAUGAGUGGCGAAGGUAAAUUAGGUAGAGAUCAUCAUGAAGAAGAAGGUGAUGCACCACUUCCAGGAUUCAGAUUUCAUCCGACAGACGAAGAGCUUUUAGGGUAUUACCUUCGACGAAAAGUAGAGAACAAACCCAUCAAACUCGAACUUAUCAAACAAAUCGAUAUCUAUAAGUUCGAUCCUUGGGAUCUUCCAAGAGUGAGCAGCGUCGGGGAAAAGGAGUGGUACUUCUUCUGCAUGAGAGGCAGGAAAUACAGGAACAGCGUUAGACCAAACCGAGUCACCGGUUCAGGUUUCUGGAAAGCUACUGGUAUUGACAAACCGGUUUACUCCAACCUAGAUUGUGUCGGUCUCAAGAAAUCUCUGGUUUACUAUCUUGGUUCAGCCGGUAAAGGCACCAAAACCGAUUGGAUGAUGCAUGAAUUCCGCCUCCCCUCUACCUCCAAAACCGACUCGCCAGCUCUACAAGCUGAGGUAUGGACACUAUGCAGAAUCUUCAAACGGGUCACAUCUCACAGAAACCCAACCAUCGUACCACCAAACCGAAAACCGGUUAUCACCUUAACCGACUCUUGUUCUAAGACAAGCAGCUUAGAUUCCGACCACACCAGUCACCGCGUCGUUGAUUCCUUGCCCUUGUCCCACGAGCCGCCGCUUCAGCCACAUACUCCUUAUUGGAACCAACAUGCGGUUGGUUUCAAUCAACCGACAUAUACCUGUAAUGAUAAUAACAACUUCCUCAGUUUCUGGAACGUCAACGGUACUGGAGAUUUCAUCGGAGACUCCGCAAGUUGGGAUGAACUUAGAUCUGUUAUAGAUGGCAACACUAAACCCUAGUAAUAAAUUUUUCCUUUUCUCAGCUUUGUAUAAAAAGAUAAAACAAACCAUUGUUUUUGUUUUUGAUAAUAAUGACGUAUCAUGUAAUGACACUUUUAAUUGUUUUGAUC